AUGGCGACAACAAAACCUCCUUGGAGCCAAUAUGAAGGGGUUGCUGCUAUGUUUAAGAUUGGGAACAGCAAGGAACUUCCGGCGAUUCCAGAUCAUCUAUCAGAAGAUGGAAAAGAUUUUGUCAGGCUUUGUUUGCAAAGGAAUCCUCAAAAUCGUCCCUCAGCUGCUCAACUUCUAGAGCAUUCAUUUGUUAAAAAUGCUACGCUCGAAAGAUCCAUUUUAACUGCUGUUCCUUCAGAAGAUCCAACUGCUAUAAUAAAUGCAGUGAGAUCUCUGGCCAUUGGAUCUGCAAAACGUAAUUCAUGCUUAGACUCGGAAGUGGCUGGGAUCUAUCCACCUAGAAACUUGAGAGCUGGUUCUGGAUCAAGUGAUUCUCAUCCACCAAGGAACAUCUCUUGUCCCAUUUCUCCGUCUUUGCCUUAUAAAUCAUUGCAUACAAGUGGAAGGAUUUCUCCUCCAAUAUCUAGCCCUCAUACUGCAUCUGGUUCAUCUUCGCCACUAACCAGUGGCGGCGGAGCUGUUCCGUAUCAUCAGACAAAGCAAUCAAUACUCUCACAUGAAGUUUCGGGUAUGAUCCAAAAGUCCCUGAAUGGUGCUAUUCUAAUGUCUGGCCCUCGUACUACAUCUGGCACAUGUUCGCCACUAACCAGCGGUGGCGGUGCUAUUCCAUUUCAUCAGAUAAAGCAACCAUUAUUCUCACAUGAAGUUUCGGGUAUAAUCCAAAAGUCUCAGAAUGGUUGUCUUCCAAUAUCGAGCCCUCAUACUGCUUCUGGCUCAUCUUCGCCACUAACCAGCGGGGGCGGUGCUAUUCCGUUUCAUCAGACCAAGCAACCUCUAUUCUCAAACGAAGUUGCGGGCAUGAUUCAAAAGUCUCAGACUAGUGCCAUUCCGAUAUCUAGCCCUCGUACUGCGUCUGGCUCCUCGUCGCCACUAACCAGUGGUGGCGGGGCUAUUCCAUUUCAUCAGACAAAGCCACCAGUAUUCUCAAAUGAACUUGUGGGUAUGAUCCAGAAGUCUCUGAAUGGUGCUAUCCCAAUAGCUAGUCCUUGUUCUGCAUCUGGCUCGUCUUCGCCGCUAACCAGUGGUGGCAGUGCUGUUCCAGUUCAUCAGACAAAGCAAUCACAACUCUCAUAUGAAGUUUUUGGUAUGAUCCAAACGCCUCAACAUGGUUUUUAUUCCAAUGGAAAUAUCCCUUAUCAGGGUUCUAAGCAUGUCCAGUCUGGGAGAAACAUGCAAACCACACAUGCUUGCCGGGAUAUAAGUUCAUCUGAAAAUAACCAAUCUAGGAGGGCUGUUCAGGGAGACCCAAUAGAAUUUCGUGAUGGGAAGUCAUACUUGGCUGAUUGUGUGUCACAGCAGCUGUUGAGGGAUUAUGUACGGCUACAUGCAUGCCUGGAUGUUAAGCCCAAUGCCGCCAAUCCUGAUCGCACUAACGGCUAA
Molecule: messenger RNA, 1440 nt
Organism: Sphenostylis stenocarpa
Lineage: Eukaryota; Viridiplantae; Streptophyta; Magnoliopsida; Fabales; Fabaceae
Source: the annotation of a GenBank genome assembly